UUUGAAAUUUUCGUCACUGUCAUAAUUUGAGCCCCAGCACAGGAAAUUUGUUAUUCUUUUCGUCGCACCUUACCAGACUUGAACACGGAGCAUCAGGUCUACUCCCCGUGACUGUGUACAUAUUUUCUGUCAUUCAUAGCCUCGGACAAAUAGAGGGACUGUGCGUUUUUCGACAAUUCACACAUUUUGGAUACUCAUAAUAAUUUUUGUGCGAUGCGUGGAAUUAUUUGAUGCGUUACAUUGCCUUUUUGUCUCGGAUUGCGACUGAGAAAAACUGGAUUGGAUUGGAUCGAAUGCUCGUGUUAUAAAAGUACUUUUAUCUCACAAGGUCUAUGAAUUUGUGCUGCAUUUAAAACACUCGACUCAUCGUUGAGCAUCUGGCUUUUACCUUUUGCACUACUUCCGAUCAGAAGACGCAGGCUACAGCACCAUACAGGGUGCCCUUGUAGGCCGAAUAAUAGAAAAUUGAAUAGAUUUUGCGGAAUUAUAUACUACGAUUGCAACAGAACAGUUGUUGAAAAAGAAAACUGCGCUUGUUUAGCUGUUUGCCAUGGAAGUGUCUUAUAUUAAACUUUACUCAGUUUUUGCGUUGCUUCUUAGGAUUUCUGUUCAUGGGCAAGUCAGUGACAGAGACAGGUGCCCUCCCAGGCUUGCAUACGCUUAUUACACCUUUCAAGACAAGUGCUACGAGUUUAUCAACCACGAAGAAUACUGGGCAGAGGGGCAGUCCUACUGUGAGGGAAAUGGUGGGAAAAUGUUGGAGAUCUACGACCAGGCGACCAUGGAUUUUAUUCGGUAUAAUUUAGACAACGUGACGGGGUGGACGGAGGCCGGGGUGUGGAUUGGAGCGACGGAUUCCGCGGUGGAAGGCACGUGGGAGUGGCACUCUGGUUCCGUGUUCCACUAUUCAUACUGGGGUGAGGGGGAGCCUGUAGAUUACUGGCCGCUGUAUCAUCGAGACUGCGGGCUUCUGCGUCGAGAGUACAACUGGAGAUGGGCGGCGUAUCCGUGCUACUCACUGGGUUACUACUACAAGUUCAUCUGUAUGUACGGUGCACAUGACUCCACUACCAAACACGACUACUGCUGCCACCAGCCUGACGUCAUCGAGACCAACGACCGCAUCCAGUACACUCACUCUUCCCUUUACUGCUCACACCCCCACGACAAUUACCACACCUACUCCAGCAACUAA
Messenger RNA from Lingula anatina, 1195 nucleotides. RefSeq lists its product as uncharacterized. Gene Ontology annotation, biological process: ossification. Gene Ontology annotation, molecular function: growth factor activity. The record is from RefSeq and is a predicted model, not a curated record. NCBI's taxonomy places the organism in Eukaryota, Metazoa, Brachiopoda, Lingulata, Lingulida, Lingulidae.